GACCACGAACAAGACCCACGCCACGUCCCUCACAACAAGACUUCGCAGGAACUGCCACUUCAGCAAACAAACACACUUUUCGGCAUCGACAUGACAGGCUUCUUGCAUCUCCCUGCUGAGCUGCGCAACCGCGUAUUCGAGCUUGUGAUCGCCCACAAUCAACUCAUCAGCCUUUCCAGGACCGUUGGCCAAGCCAAGUCUCCUUAUCAACAGAACGACCCCGCGUAUCAAGAUCAUGAAGCAGUUCUCCCACGACUUCCAGCAUUAGCCGCAGUCAAUCAGCAAGUGCGCACCGAAGCUCUUGCAAUUGUUUAUGGCAGCAACACUUUCACAUCCCACACCGUCACUUGUACGCACGUCUUCCUGAAAAGCCUGGACAAACAAUCCCUCACCCUACUUCGCGAUGUGCGCUGCACAAUGUACCAGAUCAGCGCCGUUCAGCAGAUUCUCAUUCCCAAGCUCACGAAACUGGUCGAAAUUUACGGCAGAGGGGAUUUGAGCGCUCACGCGGCCAAAGUCCCGCUCCGGACCAAGCGCGUUGGAACUGGAGGGAGCGAUGAGAACUUUGAGGUGUCUUGGGUGAGUUUGGCAGAGCUAGGGGUAUGGGAGAGAGAUCCGAGGGAUAUCGAUAUGGUGAGGAAGAGGACGCUUUUGAGUGGCUAUUAGCCUUGGUACGGCGUCGAGGGCCGGUGAGAAUUGAUCUCCACAGCACGCGCCUGUCCGCUCAGCAUUCGUCUUGCGCAUUUGGCACCUUCGAUUCUGGCUCGAGUCGCAGAGGCAGCGACAGCCAAACCCUGGUUCCAGCUCGACUCAGUUGUAUGCAUUGGCAGAUAUCGACUACAUGAGCUUCACAUGCAGCAAGAGAAUCAGUGGAACGUUCUUCCAUUUUUCUCGCUCUCCGAGACCAUCAAGAAGCUCAAAUUCAA
This is a messenger RNA of Cercospora beticola, 926 nucleotides long. RefSeq lists its product as uncharacterized. The record is from RefSeq and is a predicted model, not a curated record. NCBI's taxonomy places the organism in Eukaryota, Fungi, Ascomycota, Dothideomycetes, Mycosphaerellales, Mycosphaerellaceae.